Choloepus didactylus (southern two-toed sloth) is the source of this 1620-nucleotide messenger RNA. Its product is annotated as T-complex protein 1 subunit zeta-like. Gene Ontology annotation, biological process: protein folding. Gene Ontology annotation, cellular component: chaperonin-containing T-complex. The record is from RefSeq and is a predicted model, not a curated record. Gene Ontology annotation, molecular function: ATP binding; ATP hydrolysis activity; ATP-dependent protein folding chaperone. Lineage: Eukaryota; Metazoa; Chordata; Mammalia; Pilosa; Megalonychidae.
AUGGUGACGGUGAAGACCCUGAACCCCAAGGCUGAGGUGGCCCAAGCCCAAGCAGCGCUGGCGGUCAACAUUAGCACGGCACAAGGGCUGCAGGACGUGCUGAGGACCAACCUGGGGCCUAAGGGCACCAUGAAAAUAUUUGUUUCUGGUGCUGGGGACAUCAAGCUUACUAAAGAUGGCAAUGUGCUGCUUCAUGAAAUGCAAAUUCAACACCCAACAGCCUCCUUAAUAGCAAAAGUAGCAACAGCCCAGGAUGACAUAACUGGUGAUGGUACCACUUCCAAUGUCCUAAUUAUUGGAGAGCUACUGAAGCAAGCAGAUCUCUACAUUUCUGAAAGUCUUCAUCCCAGAAUAAUAACAGAAGGAUUUGAAGCUGCAAAGGAAAAGGCACUUCAGUUUUUGGAACAAAUCAAACUAAGCAAAGAGAUGGACAGAGAAACACUUAUGGAUGUGACCAGAACAUCUCUACAUACUAAAGUUCAUGCUGAACUUGCUGAUGUCUUAACACAGGCUGGAGUGGACUCCAUUUUGGCCAUUAGAAAACAAAACGAACCUAUCGACCUUUUCAUGGUUGAGAUCAUGGAGAUGAAACAUAAAUCUGAAACUGAUACAAGCUGAAUCAGAGGGCUUGUUUUGGAUCAUGGGGCAAGACAUCCUGAUAUGAAAAAGAGAGUAGAAGAUGCAUACAUCCUCACAUGCAAUGUGUCAUUAGAGUAUGAAAAAACAGAAGUGAACUCUGGCUUUUUAUAUAAGAGUGCAGAAGAGAGAGAGAAACUAGUAAAAGCUGAAAGAAAAUUCAUUGAAGACAGAGUUAAAAAAAUAAUAGUAAUGAAACAGAAAGUCUGCGGUGAUUCAGAUAAAGGAUUUGUUGUCAUUAAUCAAAAGGGAAUUGACCCCUUUUCCUUAGAUGCUUUUGCAAAAGAAGGCACAGUAGCUCUGCAACGAGCUAAAAGGAGAAAUAUGGAGAGGCACGCUUGUGGUGGAGUAGCUCUAAAUUCUUUGGAUGACCUAAAUCCUGACUGUUUGGGGCAUAUAGGCCUUGUCUAUGAGUAUACAUUGGGAGAAGAGAAGUUCACCUUUAUUGAGAAAUGUAACAGUCCUCGUUCUGUCACUUCAUUGGUGAAAGGACCAAAUAAGCACACACUCACUCAAAUCAAAGAUGCAAUAAGAGGUGGCCUGAGGGUUGUCAAAAAUGCUAUUGAUGAUGGCUGUGUGGUUUCAGGUGUUGGUGCAGUGGAAGCGGCAAUGGCAGAAGCUCUUGUUAAAUAUAAGCCAAGUAUAAAGGGCAGGGCCCAACUUGAAAUCCAAGCAUUUGCAGAUGCAUUGCUCAUUAUUCCCAAGGUUCUUGCUCAGAACUCUGGUUUUGACCUUCAGGAAACACUAGUAAAAGUACAAGCAGAACAUUCAGAAUCAGGUCAACUUGUAGGUGUGGACUUAAACACAGGUGAGCCAGUGGUAGCAGCAGAAGUAGGCAUAUGGGAUAACUAUUGUGUAAAGAAACAGCUUCUGCACUCCUGCACUGUGAUUGCCAUGAACAUUCUUCUGGUUGAUGAGAUCAUGCAAGCUGGAAUGUCUUCUCUAAAAGGUUGAAUUGAAGCUUCCCUUGUAUCAUCUGAAUCA